Molecule: messenger RNA, 252 nt
Organism: Laccaria bicolor S238N-H82
Lineage: Eukaryota; Fungi; Basidiomycota; Agaricomycetes; Agaricales; Hydnangiaceae
Exons: 1
Coding region: 1-252 (83 amino acids)
Source: RefSeq, a predicted model, not a curated record
AUGAAUAGAGGUAGUUUGCAAACAAAGUUCAGCAACUUCGAAAACAAGCAAAGAAGAAAAGGAAAAUGUCAAAGAGAUAAGAAAACGGGCAGAGAGCCCAGCUCAAACCCCACCCCUCAAAAACACCUAGCCUUCCUCCUAGUGCUACUCAACGCACUAUCAUCGCUCCCCACAUCACUAAUCGUGGCCCAUUCUCCUGACUCCGUCCCCAUAGCCGUAGCCGAUAAACAUGACGUCCGACUCGCGGCUUGA